Molecule: messenger RNA, 603 nt
Organism: Scaptodrosophila lebanonensis
Lineage: Eukaryota; Metazoa; Arthropoda; Insecta; Diptera; Drosophilidae
Product: C-type lectin 37Db-like
Exons: 2
Coding region: 1-603 (200 amino acids)
Source: RefSeq, a predicted model, not a curated record
AUGAGGUCGGCUUUGAGCGCUCUGAGUAUUGUAAUACUACUUAGCAUGACUUUGGCAAAAUGUCCCAAUAAGUUUGUGCAAAUUGGAAAAAAGUGCUAUUAUGUUUUCACUCAAAAGACGGAUUGGCUAAGAGCGGAACGAAAGUGUCGGCAGCUUAAUGCACAUCUCGUUGUGUUCGAGGACCAACAGGAAGUGGAUUUAUUGACUAACUAUUUGGAAGAAAAGGGUGUGGUUCUUACUGUGCAUCCACGCUGGUGGGAUGAAUCCAUAUGGAUAGGUAUAACCGACUUGGAUAAUACCCGCAAUUUUAUUGUCGAGCACACAAAGCAGCCUAUGCGUUAUACUCUGUGGGGCCCCGGAGAGCCAAACUAUUGGUUUCAACAAUGCGUUGCCGCGGCUAAGGUUACACAAGCUGAUAGUCUUAGUUAUCAUGACUUUGUCUGCGAGGAACAAGCUAAAGUUGUGUGCGAACACCCAAUUUUGGGCAGGAGAGAGAGCAUGAAUGAGGUGCAGAUUUCUCUCAAAUUGUCAGCACUGCCCUAUUAUUGUGCUUCUAUUCAACGUACUUGUGGUGAAAACUUUCAAAAGUUGGACGAACUGUAG